UUUAAGCGACUUCUCGUGCUCUGUUUGACAGUACGAAUGUAAUGUGUACAGUUGCAUACAGCGAAGAAUAAUUUUUUUUUUCUGACCAUACAUCCCAUAAAAGAUAUGAUAAUUGAAAAGUUGAAAGUGCUGAAAAGACAUUAACACAGCAUGAUGUGGCUGAAGCUGGCCAGGUCAUCCUGGCAGAUAUGUCGCCAUGACAACCUAGUGAUGCUUAGGCCCCACAUCAGAAAUUUAUCUCAGGGCUCCCUCAACCUAAACCUCAAAAUUCAAAGCAACCAGCCUUUCUGCUCCAGGUCACCACCGUUAGGUGACCGUCGCUCCUGCACGCUUUCUCUGGGUCUUCAGCACAGAAGAACUGUGACCACAGCUCGACCAGGCUGGUAUGAAAGCAUUGCUGAAUCCACUCCCGUGUGCCUCACAGAGCAACUCCUGGUGUCCACACAGGAGAUUACUGGACUGCCGUGGUGGGCCAGCAUCAUUUGCACUACGCUGGCUCUGCGCACUGCCAUCACGCUCCCCCUGGGCAUCUACCAGAUGAUCAUCAUCGCAAAGAUUGAAGCUCUGCAGAAAGAGAUUGCAGAGUUCGCCCGCCAGUUACGCUUUGAGAUCUCUGUGAAAGCAAAAGAGAAGGGCUGGUCAGAGAAAACAUGCAGGUUUCAAUUUAAGAAGAAUCUGAAGCGAAUUGUAUCUGAGCUGUACAUCCGUGAUAAUUGCCACCCAUUCAAGGCCAGUUUGCUGGUCUGGGUACAGCUGCCAAUGUGGGUGUGUUUGUCUUUGGCCCUGCGUAAUCUCAGUCUGGGAAUGGGACAUGUUCCUUUUGCUUCUGAUGCCUUGCUGGCGACAGGAGGAACUCUGUGGUUCCCGGACCUCACGCUUCCCGACUCUACCUGGAUCAUGCCUGUUUCUCUCGGCCUCAUUAACCUGUUAAUCACAGAGAUCUUCGCCCUAAGACAACUAGAGCCUUCAAAGUUCCAGAAGUAUGUGACAAACUUCAUAAGAGGAAUAUCUCUGGUGAUGAUUCCUAUAGCCGCCACAGUCCCGUCAUCUAUGUCUCUGUACUGGCUCAGCUCAAGUUGUGUUGGGUUGGCACAUAACUUGCUCAUGAAGUCCCCUCGCUUCCGGAGUAUCUGCCGGAUCCCUCCGACACGCUCCGACUCUGAAUCUCCAUACAAGGACAUUGCAGCUGCCUUUGUGGCCAAAUACAUCAGAUAGAUGAAUGCGGAAAAAGUCGUCUCACGUUCAUCAUGUGGACAUCUGUAUAUGUAUCAUUACUUAUGGACUCUUCCAGUGUAUAGUAGGAUUUUAAGAUGACAUAAACAAGUUUUUUUUUUUGCUGUUUGAUGUUGUCAUUGUGCUGUUGUCUUCCUGUGAUGCUUUGUAAGUCAUCAUUGCUGUUUGAGGUUGCAUGUUGUUUUUUGAAACUUCUCAUCAGUGGCAAGGGCAGACAUUUUGAAGUGAGUGGACCAUAUCAUUUUACAAAAUAGUAGUGGUUAAAUAGAUUAAAUUAUGUUUUUUGGACAACAGAGUACCAAGAUUAAUAGUGAGGGUAGUAAUAAUGUAGCGUAUAGAAGAGGGUGACAAGUUAAGCCAAUGUCAGCUGACUCUCUAGGGGUUGAAAAAACCCUUGAGAGAGAGCCAGACAUAGUUGAUUCAAACAUUCAUAACAUUUGCAAGGUUUAAACGCAUGCAAAUGAUUAAAUUUCUGAAUGAUGCAAUUAUUAUUAAAGAAAUUAUUAUCAUUUAUGCAUGCUUUUUCUGCUUUCCCACAAAAAUGUCUCAUCUGACUGGGUGGACCAGCUGUCAAUCUGAGUGGACCACCGUGGCCCAUGUAGCCUCGACACUGCUCCUCACCUUCAGUAUUAAUGUUACAGACACUGCGGGUGGGAUAUCUUGAGAUUACAUGUAUGCAUUUGGCAGAUGCAUUUAUCCAAAGUGAUUUACAGUGCAUUCAGUCUAUAGAUUUCUUUAAUUUGUAUGUGGGGUUCAAAUACAUUACUUUUUAAAUGCUCAACCACAGAGGUCUUUUAUCAGGCCAGGAACCCUUGAUGAUGGAUGGAAAUAA
Messenger RNA from Paramisgurnus dabryanus, 2065 nucleotides. The record is from RefSeq and is a predicted model, not a curated record. NCBI's taxonomy places the organism in Eukaryota, Metazoa, Chordata, Actinopteri, Cypriniformes, Cobitidae.